AUGGCAGUUAAGGAAGAAAAGAAGACUUGUGUCCGCCAUACUGCAGGACUUGGGGAUGUACUGCCUCUCCUGAACUCGGCAGGGGAAGACGAAAGAAUUGUUCUUGAAGGCAAUAUCCUCAAGGCUCUGGAGGCUGCAUUCAACGAAUCAUCAGACCAGCUGGUUCUCCACUUGAAAGAAUGUAAAGCCCACCGGCUUGGACAUCUUCAUAAGGAAGCUAUCAAAGCGUUUAUGAAGAAUAACGAGUUGGUAAAUGAAUAUGUAGCAUCGUUCUUUGCUUGGAUAGUAGAUUUACUUCCAAUAAGCUUCAUUGAGAUAUUUUUUGAGGAAGAGGAUGCCGUCUGCAAAUAUUACAGAAGGGUCUUUACGAAGCUUUACAGAAGCUACAGAGUUACAGAAUCUAGACUGUCUGUGGAAGAGCACGACCCAGACACUUUGAGGAAUAUAACCAAGCCUAAGAUAACAGAGUUGGCAAAGUAUCCUGGAGCUAUUGCCUAUCUAGUCAGGAACUUGAUGCACAUGAAUGAGGAAGAAAGGUUGUUUUUGAUCACAAAACAUCUGAAGCGCGGGGAUCUUGAGUAUUACCUGAACAUGCUCAUUGACAGCUCUCAGAACCCUGAAAAAUACAUGAUGCAUCUCCAUGAUUAUCUUAACAACAGGGCUCCUGGAGAAAGGUCUUCAAAAUAUUCGGUAUUUAUGAACGUCUACAGCUUCAUCAAAAAGAACGGCCAUAGAGUGGUUGAAGAUGUCACAGCUGUACAGAGGGUAUUUGAUGACUACAGUGUAAAAGAACUUCUCAAAAGUGACAUUGGUACUAUCUUUUUUGCCCAAACCAUAAGCCACGUUGCUGAAUAUGCAGGGUGUGUGGGAAAAUGCAGGGACAUUGUUCAUGAGGCUCUAGAAUCGAAUGUUUCGAGGGAUGUGAGCAAAAUCCUAUGGAACACCUUGGUUAUGGAUAGAAACACAUUUAUAGAAUGCAUAGAUAAAUUUAAGGUUUUUGAAGAUGAGGACUUGGGAAGAAUUCUUCUUUAUGGCAAUAGAGGCGGUGAGGGAUAUGGGCCAUCCAUAUGCAGGUCUAUAGCCUACGGAGACGGCAUCUAUAGGAAAGAAGCAAUAGAAUAUGUUGUUGAGUCUUUUUCUGCGCGUGACAUAAUGGAUGUCCUACUUAGGCAGGAUAGCGACGAAAGAGGCUUCUUGUUAGAAUGCAUCUAUAGAAAGGCCUUAGUGGCGGAAUUUGACUUUAGGGUGUUUGAAAUUGAAGACGAGGUGUGGGUAGACAAGAUCUUCGACGAGAUAUUCAAGACCUUGGAUUGCAACAUUUAUGACACAUUGAAUGAAAAAAGACCAGAAUUAGCUUUUGACUACUGCUUUAGGCACAAGGAUCUUCGUAGAAGGUACUUCGAGAAAAUAGACAAAAAGAACUGUACAAUCGAAGAAGGUAUAUGCAUCCACAAAAUCCUGAAAUGCGAGCUUGAGCAGACAAAAGACCUGGGAGAUGUAUGCAGGUCGUAUGCAGAAGCAGUUUAUGGCGACAACGAAGGUGGGAAUGAAGUGUAUAUGAUAAGCACGCUUGUAGAUCCUGUGUUUACCGGAGGUGUUGUCGAGUUCAUUUAUCUCCUUACAUUGAUACGUCCAGACGAUGCAAAGUACUAUGUAUGCGAAUAUUUCGAUGAAGUGUGUAGAAUUGGAGCCAACAGUCUAGACGAGAAAGGCAUUUCUGGGGAUAUAGAUCAUUCCGAAGUGCUCAGCCUCAACGAUUUGAGCUUAUUAUGCUUGGUUCCUCUUCACCAGAUGAUCGGAACAAUCUUUUCCACCCAUCUGAAGAACAAAUAUCUAGUCUAUACAGUCAUGGAUUCGCUUCUUGGAUUUAUAUCCAAGAGCACCCAGCAUUUGCGACUUACAAUACUGAGGAACAUGGAUUCUAGCUCUGUUACGCCCCAUCACAUUGUUAGAUUCAUCGACACUCUCACACCUCUUCUUCAUGACUCCAAUAUCCAGAUCUGCAAUGAGAGCAAGAGGCUUCUCAUGGAAAUACCUGUUACAACUCCAGAGCUGGCUUGUCUCAAAUCCCAAAUGGUCCAAUCGAUAGUAGACAAAAUGUAUGCCCGGUCUUUCUUUGGUGCAGUUAGAGGGCUGCAGUUUAGCCAUUAUCUUUGCUUCAAUGGCCUGAACAUGCUUGUGCAGACCCUCACCAUGCAUAUCAAAGGCCUCAAGGAAGACGUCUUCUCUAUCAUUAAUAGCCUGCAGUUUAUUGCCCACCCCUCUGAUCUGGAGCUGGUCUUCCCUGUCAUAUUUGAAAGCUUAUCUUUGUUUGUUAUCGAAAAUGCAUUCUACCUAGACGAGUGCUGCAGUGCUGCGUCGUCUCUGAUGAAAUUCGGGAGGAAUGUUUCCUUUGACAAGUUGCUCGGCAAUAUGGGCCAUUCCCUGCGGGUUAACAAGUUUCUGGUAAAAUGCCUUAAAGCUUGCGACGACAGAGUUGUUGAGGGUGUCAUCAACAGACUAAUAAGAGAGGGAUCCUGUAGUAUGGAUAAUCCUAGGGGACAAGACCAUCAACUCCUGGCCCAUAUAGAACCUUUUUUCUUGGCUUAUGCUCCGGAGUUACCUGUUUUCAGAAAAUACAUUCCGGUGUUCGAGCCUCUUCUGAAAAGCUUAUUUCUUAGCUCAGACAUGGCAAAGCAGGAAAUAGCAUCCAAAGCCUUUGAGUCAAUGGAAGUACUAGAGUUUCUUAUGUUCUGCUGUAUUGUUGGGCAGUGGAAAACAAGACUUCUUUGUAUCGAACUAUUCGAUAAAAAGGGUGCUGAAGACAACAGAGUGCUGGCAAUGCUGUUUAUCCUGAGGAAUGACACGCACUCGGCAAUCAGGAAAAGAGCAUUAGAAAUAUGGAAAGACAGGGUUGAGAACACCAACUCGGCGUUAAGGAACAUCCAUGGAACUGUGCUUGGGUGCCUGGGAUACAAAGGAAGUACUAGCUCGUUCCAUGAUGCCAUUAUGGGUACUCUAAAUGACCUGAUUGGGAAGUACGACAAGUACAUUGAAAAGUACUUAAGAGAUGCCAUAAAUGUAGCGCAUCCUGAGGAUAUCAACACUGACAUGUUCAAUCCACUUGGACUGGAUGAAAGCGAAGAAGGGCUGAAAAUCACCACCAGAAAGGAGGUAAUCGAGACGAUCCUGAUAGAAUGUGUCAAGUCUGGCAAGCACUUGGAUUUGGCAUUCGACUUUGGAACAAGGAAUUCCUCAAUCAGCCUUUUUCGCCACCUUCUCCAGAUUCCACUGUACAGGGAAAAGGCUAUUGAAGUGGUAGGCAACAGAAUAGACGACCCAGCUAUAUCUGAUCUAUUUGUUGGUGAUAGCCAGCUGGGAAGUGAUCUUUUUAAGAUGACUCGAAAAACCUUCUUGUUCAAGUUUUUGAGGAAUUCUGACAAGAUCAGUCUCCUCGAGGCUAUGCUGUCCGAAGAAAAGCCAAAUGAUGGCCGCGUCGGGGAGCUUCUGGGGUAUAUGAAGUCAUCAGAAAAACUAGAGCAGCUUCUCUUGGCAUCAGAUCCUCUAUACACAUCAAUGUUUUAUGGCUCUGGAGAAAAGUUAGACGACCAUGGGCAUCAGAAGGAGCUAUUUCUUCGGGCAUUCAACAUUCUAGACCAUCAGGAACUGAAGCCCUUAAUCUCCCUAGGGUAUCUGAAUCUUCUUCUGGAUGUUUCGUACAAGAACAUCAAAGAUCCUAGGUCUCUGAUUGAGGUUCUCUGCACUUCAAAUUCCCUUAGAGCCCUUGAAAGAUUGGGCGAUAUCGUUUCGAACAUAGAGCUUGGAGAUUCCCUGUUCGCUCUAAGUGGGCAUCUUCUCCGGAACUACCUUUUCUACGAAAAGAGAGAAACCGUGCUCCCGUCUCUUGGUCUCCUGUACCGGAAAUACCGCGAUAAAUUGGGGGCCUUCAGGCUAACUCUUGAGCGUCUUCUUGAUGACACUGCACAGCUUUGA
This is a messenger RNA of Encephalitozoon cuniculi GB-M1, 3972 nucleotides long. RefSeq lists its product as uncharacterized. NCBI's taxonomy places the organism in Eukaryota, Fungi, Microsporidia, Unikaryonidae. Bases 1 to 3972 code for a protein of 1323 amino acids. The transcript has a single exon. The record is from RefSeq and is marked provisional.